AGGGAAUUCCAUGGUAUUGCAUGAGCAUGCGUGCUUGAACCGGUGCCCGUCGCCAGCUUGAUUUAAAGAUUGGACCAUAUUUAGAAUCAUAACGUAAUGGACCCAUUGAAAGGUUAUCGACAUCCAAAGCUAGUGGAGGCUUUGCAGACAUGUCCAGGAAACGAGGACCAAGUGAAUAUCGCAUUUCAAGUGUACAUGGAUCUAUGUGAAGCAAAAACAUGGCGUAGUGUGGAACUACACCACUGUGAGGCUCUGAACAUAAUGUUUGUGUCGGCUCGCAGGGGUGAAGGUCAGCCACGUGAAGUAUUCCUGCCAAUAGAUGUCACCACAACUUUGUCGCAGGAAGACAUACACACUCACUUCCAGCACCUGGUCAUAGGCGACAAACAAACACACAGCCUGACCCUGGGAAUGUUGUUUUGGUUGGCCCCUACUGUAUAAUACUCUGUAUUCCCCUGGGUAUUUCCAGCCUGACCCUGG
This is a messenger RNA of Haliotis rubra (blacklip abalone), 480 nucleotides long. Its product is annotated as tRNA-splicing endonuclease subunit Sen15-like. Gene Ontology annotation, molecular function: nucleic acid binding. The transcript is spliced from 4 exons. Lineage: Eukaryota; Metazoa; Mollusca; Gastropoda; Lepetellida; Haliotidae. Gene Ontology annotation, biological process: tRNA splicing, via endonucleolytic cleavage and ligation. The coding region runs from base 97 to 441 and encodes 114 amino acids. The record is from RefSeq and is a predicted model, not a curated record.